CCUCCGCGCCGGCCGCUCGCCGACUAGCCGCCUCUGUGGGCCGCGGCCGGAUCUCGCUCGCGGUCUUCUCUUGAGGGGCUCCGCGCCGCCCGGCGCACGCCGCCCCCCUGCCUCGCGGCGCGGGGUCUCGUGGGCCCCGCUCCCGCCCUCCGCUCGCCUGGCCCGGACCGGAAGCGGCGCCGCACGGCCUGGGCCUGGCGCGGGGGGCGGGCACCGGGGCCCGGUCGGACAUGGGCAAGAAGCACAAGAAGCACAAGUCUGACAAACACCUCUACGAGGAGUAUGUAGAGAAGCCCUUGAAGCUGGUCCUCAAAGUGGGAGGGAACGAAGUCACCGAGCUCUCCACGGGCAGUUCGGGGCAUGACUCAAGCCUCUUCGAAGACAAGAACGAUCAUGACAAACACAAGGACAGAAAGCGAAAAAAGAGAAAGAAAGGAGAGAAGCAGGUUCCAGGGGAAGAAAAGGGGAGAAAACGGAGACGAGUAAAGGAGGAUAAAAAGAAGCGAGAUCGGGACCGUGUGGAGAAUGAGGCAGAAAAAGACCUUCAGUGUCAGGCCCCUGUAAGAUUAGACUUGCCUCCUGAGAAGCCCCUCGCAAGCUCUUUAGCCAAACAAGAAGAAGUAGAACAGACACCCCUUCAAGAAGCUUUGAAUCAGCUAAUGAGACAAUUACAGAGAAAAGACCCAAGUGCUUUCUUUUCAUUUCCUGUGACUGAUUUUAUUGCUCCUGGCUACUCCAUGAUCAUUAAACACCCAAUGGAUUUUAGUACCAUGAAAGAAAAGAUCAAGAACAAUGAUUACCAGUCCAUAGAAGAACUAAAGGAUAACUUCAAACUAAUGUGUACUAAUGCCAUGAUUUACAACAAACCAGAGACCAUUUAUUAUAAAGCUGCAAAGAAGCUGUUACACUCAGGGAUGAAAAUUCUUAGCCAGGAGAGAAUUCAGAGCCUGAAGCAGAGCAUAGACUUCAUGGCAGACUUGCAGAAAAGUCGGAAACAGAAAGAUAGAACAGACACCUCGCAGAGUGGAGAGGACAGUGGCUGCUGGCUGAGAGAAAGGGAAGACCCUGGAGAUACUGAACCACAAGCCUUCAAAAGUCCUAAUAAGGAAACUAAAAAGAAAGACAAAGAUACACUGGAAGAUAAAUUUAAAAGCUGUAAUUUAGAAAGAGAGCAGGAGCAGAUUGACCGCAUUGUUAAGGAAUCUGGAGGAAAGCUGACCAGGCGGCUUGUUAAUAGUCAGUGUGAAUUUGAAAGAAGAAAACCAGAUGGAACGACCACACUGGGACUUCUCCAUCCUGUGGAUCCCAUUGUAGGAGAACCAGGCUACUGCCCUGUGAGACUGGGAAUGACAACUGGACGACUUCAGUCUGGAGUGAAUACUUUGCAGGGGUUCAAAGAAGAUAAAAGGAACAAAGUAACUCCAGUGUUAUACUUGAAUUAUGGACCUUACAGUUCUUAUGCACCACAUUAUGACUCCACAUUUGCAAAUAUCAGCAAGAACGAUUCUGAUUUAAUCUAUUCAACCUAUGGGGAAGACUCUGAUCUUCCCAGCAAUUUCAGCAUCCAUGAGUUUUUGGCCACAUGCCAGGAUUAUCCAUAUGUUAUGGCAGAUAGUUUACUGGAUGUUUUAACAAAAGGAGGGCAUUCUAGAACCCUGCAAGAGUUGGAGACGUCAUCACCUGAAGAUGAAGGCCAGGCUAGGACACUUGACACAGCAAAAGAAGUGGAGCAAAUUACAGAAAUUGAGACAACAGGACGUUUAGACUACAGUAAUCAGGACAGGCUCACAGCGCUGAAAGCAGUAACAAACUUUGGUGCUCCGUUUGAAGUUUUUGACUCAGAAGAAGCCGAAGUGUUCCAAAGGAAACUUGAUGAGACCACAAGAUUGCUCAGGGAGCUCCAGGAAGCCCAGAACGAGCGUCUAAGCACCAGACCCCCUCCCAAUAUGAUCUGCCUCUUGGGCCCCUCAUACAGAGAAAUGCAUCUCGCUGAACAAGUGACCAAUAAUCUUAAAGAACUUGCACAGCAAGUCACUCCAGGUGAUAUUGUAAGCAUGCAUGGAGUUCGGAAAGCAAUGGGGAUUUCCAUCCCUUCCCCUGUCGUAGGAAACAGCUUUGUAGAUUUAACAAAAGAUUUUGAAGAACCUAGAAAGAGUGAUGUUGCUGAGUGUGAACCUGAUGGGAUUUGAAGCCAGCUGGUAUUUGAUACUAUAUAUUAUGUAUAAAUUUUUUUCAUUCCUAACUUGGAAAUGCUUUCAGAAGAUAUUAAAUAUUUGUAAAUUGUUUUUUUAAUUAAACUUUGGAACAAUUUUAAUGUUCCAGAGAUUGGACUUCUAUUGAAUAAUAAAGUUGAACCUGGGACUCA
Molecule: messenger RNA, 2365 nt
Organism: Manis pentadactyla (Chinese pangolin)
Lineage: Eukaryota; Metazoa; Chordata; Mammalia; Pholidota; Manidae
Gene: BRD7
Product: bromodomain containing 7
Exons: 17
Coding region: 231-2189 (652 amino acids)
Biological process (GO): regulation of transcription by RNA polymerase II
Cellular component (GO): nucleus
Source: RefSeq, a predicted model, not a curated record